CGCCAUCAUGAAUUCAACACAUUUCAACCAAUCCGGGCUUAACCGCACAAAAAGUGAAUUUUUACUGUUUUUACACUGUUUCCAAAGCAAUAAACAAUAGUACAUCAACAAUAAUCAACAAUUUUAAAAAGUAAAAAAUGGACAUGGUUGGCUCUCCCGGCGAGAGCGUCGCUUCGCCAUCAAUGCGCAAGCAUAAAAGACACAAACGCGACCGCUACGAAGACGACAGCCACGAUGGAUCCUCACUAGAAAAACCAGGAGGUCUUAAACUCAUCCUGAAAGUCGGCGGACAGAACACACCCGAACACAACCCAGAAUUUCAAUACACCGGACAAUUCGCCGCUGAACAAUCCGAACUCCUGCGCUCGCAUCACAAGAAAAGCAAGAAAAAGAAGAAGAAAAAGGACCGCUCGAAGGAUAAAGAACGCAAACACAAGCAUCACCAUAAGGACAAGAAGCGAAAACGCGAAGAUGUUUCCAUGUCGGAAAACGACGCCACACUCACCGGAUUCACGCUCACAUCAUCCACAUCGAGUUUAUCCGGUGUGCCAACACUGCAAGCAGUUGUCCCACCCACAUUAUCACUUCCAAUUGAUAUUGAAGAUAUCAAAGAAGAUGAGAAUAGUUUGUCAUCGCCGAAACCUGACAUGGCGCAGCUUGGCAGCCCGUAUCGGGAGCCAAGAACAUGCGUUAUUAAGAAGAUACAGGAGAGGAAUACUGUGCAGAGGAUGUUGGAGCACUUUUUGAAGGCGAUUGAGAAGAAGGAUCCACAGCAGUUCUUUGCUUGGCCUGUCACGGAUAAUAUCGCGCCUGGGUACAGUACUAUUAUUAGUAAUCCGAUGGAUUGCAGUACAAUGAGGCAGAAAAUUGAUGAUAAUGAGUAUAGGGACUUGCCAGAAUUCAUGGAGGAUUUCAAACUAAUGUGCAACAACGCAAUGAAAUACAACCACGCCGACACAGUCUACUACAAAGCAAGCAAAAAACUCCUCCACGCCGGCCUAAAACUCGCCCAAGUCGACAAAUGCGCCUGGAUACUCUCCCUCAUGCCAGAACUAACAAAGCACGAGCUGGGCUUCGAAGUCCCCGCCGAAAUCCGCGCCGAAUACAAAAUCGACACCACGCACCUCUCACCACUCGCCAAGCGCAAAAUGCCCGCGACGAAAUUCGAAGCCAUCCCUGACGAUCUCGAACCGGAUGAAGUCUUGGCACGCGCACAGAAAGCCGCACGUGAAGCCAAAGCAAAACUCCAGUCAACACGCCGCGGCGGGCCUAAUAUGGGCUUCCUGCGCCAGAGGAAAGACGGCACGACACAUUUGAACAUCCUGGUUGGCGGCGACGGUGUCAUCCCAGGCACAAAGAAACGCCCGGUAUUAUUAGGACAACUUACAGGUAAACUCACCGAAGGCACCGGAGCUAUUCAAGGAUUCCGUGAGGAUCGUAGGAAUAUCGCCAAGCCGGUUAAACCGUUGUACUACGGAGCGUUUGGUAGCUAUGCUCCGAGUUAUGAUUCAGCUUUCGCGAAUCUAAGCAAAGAGGAAAGCGAAUUGGUUUAUCAAACGUACGGAUCUGAUGCUGCCGUGCAAUACGCAGAGAGUAUUCUUGACUUUGCACGUGAUUGCGACUACAGCGUUUAUAUGGUUGAUAGUUUAUUGGAUCUCAUGACGGGUGGGGAACAUUCGAAAACGAAAAAAUCUCUCGAAGAGAAAAAAUCACUACGAGAAGAAGAGGAGGCUGUGAAAACAGUUAUAGAAUCAUCGUUGGAUACGGUUAAGAUAGACGUGGAUGAAUUGAAAUCUCUUGCAGAUAUUGGUAUUGAUGUGGAAUUUUUGGAUAAUAUGACAGAUGUGGUUAAGUCUGGUGAGGAGCAUGUUGAGUUGCAGGAUAAAUUGAAUACAAUGUCAGGGCUGUUGGAUAAGUUGCAUAAGAUACAGCAUCAGAGGUUGAGUCAGAAUGUGCCGGCGCAUUUGAGUAAUCUGCCGGGGCCUAGUGAUGAAGAGGUGACACUGGCGAAUACUAUUACGACGAAUUUGACGGAUAUAGCGAAGAGGUUGAAUCCUGGGGAGGUUGUUCCGGUUGCUGGUGUUAGGAAAGCUUUGGGGGUUGUUGGGCCUGAGCCGGAGACUGCGGGUGGUACGCAUGAAGUUGAUUUGGAGACGGAGUUGAGGCAGUAUUUGGAGAAUGAGAAUAAUUUGGUGAAUUCACCGUUGAGGGUGGUUGAUAAAACAAUCGAGGAGAUUCUCAUGGAGUAAGUUUUGAUGUUUUAGAAUGUUUUAAAAUGGAGGACAAGUGUGGGUUGCCUAUAUUAUACUUAAUGCCAUAUUUUAGAAUUUGAGCGAAUUUUUACCUUUUUAUUCAAGUAAUACAUAAAAAUAUGACUUGCAA
Molecule: messenger RNA, 2382 nt
Organism: Dalotia coriaria
Lineage: Eukaryota; Metazoa; Arthropoda; Insecta; Coleoptera; Staphylinidae
Gene: Brd7-9
Product: Bromodomain containing 7/9
Exons: 4
Coding region: 138-2249 (703 amino acids)
Biological process (GO): regulation of transcription by RNA polymerase II
Cellular component (GO): nucleus
Source: RefSeq, a predicted model, not a curated record